Rhopilema esculentum is the source of this 2790-nucleotide messenger RNA. Lineage: Eukaryota; Metazoa; Cnidaria; Scyphozoa; Rhizostomeae; Rhizostomatidae. The record is from RefSeq and is a predicted model, not a curated record.
CCACUUCCUUUUUCUUUGGCCACAUCCUUGAAUCUGAGCAUAGAUCUUCAUUGAUUCAGAUUGCCAUUAUAGAGUUGUGAGUAUAACAAUUGGCGAUGACGUUCCAUCCUGUGAACAUGGCCGAGCCAAUUCAAGCUUUUCUGAAUGCGGAUAUCAGCCAUUGGCGGCAAGUUACCACGUGAUAGGAUUUCUUAAUUUGUGAUCGUGUCGUACCACUUGAUGCUCAUGAUGUCUCUGCAAAUGGUCAAACCGUUGCACACUUGACUCGACUACUAAAUCACCGGAAGCAAUGAGCAGUAAAGAAGAUUUUAGCAGCUUUUGGGCGUUGAUAAUGAAAAUGAAGUCUGAGUGCAAUAUUAAUCCUCCAGCACUUUCCCAGCAGAUAGCUUGUAUUGAGAUUGAAACUACACAGCCUGUUCUUCUCAACAAUGCAGCACGAAAAGAUCUACAAAGAGGCUUCGGAUUCAAGGACUCAAGAUAGGCCCAACCAAGAGGUUGCGCAAAAAAUAUGUCGAGCUCGAAAAUCUACUCAUCCAUCAAGAAGGUGUGCAUCCUACAAGGAUGAUUCUGACAUACAAUCACUGUAAUCACACUUACUGAUUUAUGCAAAAAGACUGAUCAUCAAUGAGGCACUAUCGAUGAAUGUAAUUUAAAAAACUUUAAAAUAACGUUAAAAAGAAGAAAAUGCUGUGUUCUGAACUCCUUACUAGAUUGGCUUUCCUUCUAGUGGUGCCUGCAACCUAGGCAGUUUCAGAGAGGAGUUUCAGAGUUGCUCUGGUUUUAAUAGGCUGGAAACGUAUCCACCGCUAUCCUGGAUACAGUAGCGGCGCUGCAACUGGGGCAGAGCCUGGUGUCUGGCACCGCAACUGCCUGGGUACCAGAGCCUCAUGAACCCGACGAUAAAGUAUUGUAGAUUGCUGCGAUAGCUAAGAAUGAGCGGAUGCAGAAAAUGGGAAGGAAAGAGGCUGUGGACUGAUCUGAUAAGGUUCCUUGUCUUGCUAGGUAAACCAAAACGAGAUUAGUCAUCUUCGAACCUAAGUAAAUUGAAAAAAUCUAUUGCAGAGGUUUGUGUCAGCAACUAAAGAAUUUCAGGGAAUUAUUUUUCAAUCAGGUAAAUUUGUAGUCUACAACCCCCUCCCCCCCCUCCAACAACGCUUGUCUCACCAAAGCCCUGUUAACGAGGCAUGCAAACGAAAACAAUUGAAACUUUCAUUUUAUAUAUAUUAUAGAGAAAGUGCUAUGCCCCUCCCCCUCUUCAUUUUUUGACUCUACACUACUGCAUGCAGCCCAAUGUUCUCUUACUUUAUACCUCCCAUAAAAAAUACAGAUCUAGAUAUCCUUGACACGUGUUUCUUCCCACCAGAUUUCGAUGAAUGCAGUACAGGUGUCCAUAACUGUAACUCUAAUGCAAGCUGUAUCAACGCAUAUGGCUCAUUUUCCUGUCAAUGCAAUCCUGGUUUCGUUGGCAAUGGCACAAUGUGUACAGAGAAUAUCGCUUAUAAGAAGCCGUCCUUGCAGUCAUCAACUUCCAUCAUAUAUCAAAUUCCAUUAGUUGCCAGCUAUGGAAAUGAUGGUUACCCAACUUGGGACUGGGAGCGAUGCAGUGUCACAGAACUGAACUACAGUCCCUGGUGGCAAGUGGAUCUUACAAGGCAAGCUGCAGUCACAUUUGUCCGAAUAAAGAAUGCUGCAGCUUGGGAUCCUGAAAGAAUCAAUCCAUUCGAUGUCAGUGUUGGGGAUGAUAGUUCAAAUGGCGGACAAAACAAUGCACUAUGUGUGAAAGACGGGAUACUGGACAGAGGAGAGUUGAAAAAGUUCGAUUGUCCACAGAUCCUGAUGGGUCGUUACGUCAGUAUCUUUUUGAACAGGCAAGAAUAUCUUCAAGUAUGCGAGCUUGAGGUUUAUGAAGGUAUGAAAAUACUGCUCAUCAUCAAGCAAAAUUAACGUGAUUAAAUGUAGUGCAAUAUAUUUUGACUUCUGAUGAUUAUUGCUUCGGAAUCUUGUUGUAGUCAAUAUUCGGUCAAAGGAGGUUGUAGCUAGGCAGAUUUUGAAUCCAAGAAAACUUGUUAAAGUGCACACAUCUUUAGUCAUUUAGUUAUGAUUUCUUAAAAACUUAAAUCCUAUUUGGAAUCGAGCAAUGUAGCAUACAGGAAGCUGAAGGCCUGGAGUAUCCUUUGUCAUUAAAUUAGCAUGAAUUAUCAUAAUUAGCAUAAUUCAUAAGAAACAUUAUCAACAAUUAUCGCAGUUUAUAUACCGUCAUGGUAGGUCUUAUUUUCUUUGUACCUCAAGCCCCCAAAAAGCUUUUACCGGGCCUAUGCAAGGGGAGCUAAAGCCGAAGUUUGCAUACAACAUAUCCUAACAAUAACUCAAAAAUCUGCUGUCUGCAUUUAACGAAGCAUAACUCUGCUACCUCAAUGGCUUAAAUGUUUUUAUCAAAAGACAUUAUAUGACAGAUUUCAGCUAAAAAUCAACCUUACAAUCAGCCGCAGCCACAUUCUAUCGAUAGCCAAGAUAGUUGGGGCCUAGGGGGUGUGAAUCGCCCAAAUAUUCUGAAAAGGAUUUACAAUUCUUCAAAAGGUAACUCCAACAACCUCAAUAUUCUAAGUCAUUGUGACUGGCGUGAAUCAUAUUAUCCGUGAAUAAACUGAAAAGAACAAUAUCACUUGCUAAAGAUCUCUUCGGCUAUUCUAUUUAUAAUCAAGAAGAAGCUAUUGUUUAAUGAACUUUUACAGGAUGAUCACAGGGAUUUACUCUCUCUCUCUCUCUUUUUCUCUCUCUCUCUCUCUCUCU